UCGAUGUUGGAGGGAAGCAGCCACUAGGGUCUGCCGUGGCACGGACACCGGCGCGCACACUGGAUGAGGCGGUCCGUAGCUCGACUGGCCGCGCAGGGCUGGAGCCAUAACCAGGGACUUUGGGGAGGGGGUUUGUCCGCCGUGGAGCCCAUCCCCACCGCGCCGAGACAUGCUCCAUCCCUUGCGCGCUCACCAGGACACACACACGCACGCACGCACACCGGAAAACAGCGCCGUGUUUACCGUUGAGGCAGCGAGACAUGACGGCGAGGAGAGACGCUUCGCAGCCGCUGAGCAGCUCUCGUCUCCCGGAGAGGAAGGGAGCGGCGGCGGCUCCAGCCGCGGCGGACCGAGCUUCUAACCCCGAAUGGUUUUCUCCUUCCUCCCCCCGACAGGAGCCGGAGAAAGGGCCGGCGUCCGCGGCUGGUAUCCACGCGCAUGUGGUCGGCGCCGUGUCCGGCUCCGGGGCUGCGGACGAGUCCUCCGACAGCGAGGCGGAGCAGGAGGGCCCCCAGAAACUCAUCCGCAAAGUGUCCACCUCAGGGCAGAUCCGGAGCAAGACGAGCAUCAAGGAAGGUCUGCUGCUGAAACAAACCAGCUCCUUCCAGAGGUGGAAAAAACGCUACUUCAAACUCAGAGGCCGGACUCUUUACUACGCCAAAGAUGCCAAGUCGGGCAGUGCGUUGGCGCGCUGGCAGGAGCGAGCUCUGCGCCGGGUGUCCAGGAGUCGCGUUUGCUGGCGAGUGCUGUCGGUGUGCUGGACGGGUGCUCGGCGCUCCCCUCCACCUCUGGGUGCCAGCGGGUCUGAGGAGGGACUAGUGAGGAUCCGGUCCCUUAUCUUCGAUGAAGUCGACCUGUCGGAUGCCAGCGUUGCAGAAUCCAGCACAAAGAAUGUCAACAACAGCUUCACAGUCAUCACUCCGUUCCGUAGGCUCAUCCUCUGCGCCGAGAACAGGAAAGAGAUGGAGGACUGGAUCAGUUCGCUGAAGUCCGUCCAGUCCAGAGAGCACUACGAGACGGCACAGUUUAAUGUGGAACAUUUCUCAGGGAUGCACAACUGGUACGCCUGCUCCCAUGCACGGCCCACCUUCUGCAACGUCUGUAAAGAUAGCUUAUCCGGGGUCACGUCUCACGGCCUUUCCUGCGAAGUGUGUAAAUUCAAAGCCCACAAACGCUGCGCUGUCAGAGCCACCAACAACUGCAAAUGGACGACUCUGGCCUCCAUCGGGAAGGACAUCAUGGAGGACGAGGACGGGGUCGCCAUGCCUCAUCAGUGGUUAGAAGGAAACCUGCCGGUCAGUGCCAAAUGUGCCGUCUGUGAUAAAACCUGCGGCAGCGUGUUGAGGCUGCAGGACUGGCGCUGCCUCUGGUGCAAAGCCAUGGUGCACACAGCCUGUAUGGAUCUUUAUCCUCGUAAGUGUCCUCUGGGUCAAUGCAAAGUCUCCAUCAUCCCCCCGACAGCACUGAACAGCAUCGACUCUGACGGCUUCUGGAAGGCCACCUGUCCUCCGUCAUGUGCCAGCCCUCUCCUGGUCUUCGUCAACUCCAAGAGCGGCGACAACCAGGGCGUGAAGUUCCUGCGACGCUUCAAGCAGCUCCUGAACCCGGCGCAAGUCUUCGACCUGGUCAACGGCGGUCCACACCUCGGUCUGCGUCUGUUUCAGAAGUUCGAUAAUUUCCGGAUCCUGGUGUGUGGCGGUGACGGCAGCGUUGGAUGGGUUCUAUCAGAGAUCGACAAACUCAAUCUACACAAACAGUGCCAGCUCGGCGUGCUACCACUGGGCACUGGAAACGAUCUAGCCCGGGUUCUGGGUUGGGGUCCAUCCUGCGAUGACGACACUCAGCUGCCUCAGAUCCUGGAGAAGCUGGAGCGAGCCAGCACCAAGAUGUUGGACCGCUGGAGCAUCAUGACCUACGAGAUCAAGAUCCCACCCAAACACAGCUGCCCGACCACACCCGAGGGAGCCGACGACUGCCAGUUUCAUAUUUCAGCCUAUGAGGACUCGGUUGCUGCUCACCUCACAAAGAUCCUGAACUCGGAGCAGCACUCUGUGGUCAUCUCCUCUGCCAAGAUCCUGUGUGAAACGGUGAAGGAUUUUGUUGCCAAAGUGGGGAAAGCGUACGAAAAAAGCACAGAGAACGCCGAGGAGUGCGACACCAUGUCUCUCAAAUGUGCCAUCCUGAACGAGAAGCUGGACUCCCUCCUGCAGACGCUGAACAGCGAGUGCCAGACUCUGCCGCCGCUGCCUCACCCGACGCCUCCCAUCGUGGAGGAGGAGCAGGAGGAGGAGGAAGAGGAGGAGGAGGAGGCCAGCGAGGAGAGUCUGACGGAGCUGAAGGAGAAGCUGGAGGAGGAGGAGACGGAGAAACGAGGAGGAGGAGGAGGUUCGCCUCAUCAGCUGUUCAAGAGCCGCGAGCAGCUGAUGCUGAGAGCGAACAGUCUGAAGAAAGCAGUCCGACAGAUCAUAGAGCAGGCGGUCAGAGUGGUGGAUGAGCAGAACGCCCACACUGAAGACACCGAGCUUCCAUCGCCGCUGGAGUUCAGGAAGGACAGCGAGGAGGAAAACCGAGACAGCGAGAAGGACGAAGACACCAAGGAGCUGGAGGCAGUUUCCUCUGCUAAGAGUCCGUGUUCUCCGACUGAGAGGAGGGUGAGUCGCAGCACUCAGUCCUACGGUUCCUUCACUAUCACGCCGUUCACCACCAGCAAGGAGAACCUGCCGGUGCUCAACACUCGCAUCAUCUGCCCCGGUUUGCGAGCAGGUUUGGCUGCUUCCAUCGCCGGCAGCUCCAUCAUUAGCAAGAUGCUGCUGGCCAACAUCGACCCGUUCGGCGCCACUCCCUUCAUCGACCCCGACCUCGACUCGCUAGAGGGCUACAUGGAGAAGUGUGUCAUGAACAACUACUUUGGCAUCGGCCUGGAUGCAAAGAUCUCGCUGGAGUUCAACAACAAGCGAGAGGAACAUCCAGAGAAAUGCAGGAGUCGCACCAAAAACAUGAUGUGGUACGGAGUUCUGGGCACAAAGGAGCUUCUGCAACGGACCUACAAGAACCUGGAGCAGAAAGUCCAGCUGGAGUGUGACGGUCAGUACAUCCCACUGCCCAGCCUUCAGGGCAUCGCCGUGUUAAACAUUCCCAGCUAUGCAGGAGGGACCAACUUCUGGGGCGGCACCAAGGAGGAUGAUAUCUUCUGUGCGCCGUCGUUCGAUGAUAAGAUCCUGGAGGUGGUCGCUGUGUUUGGCAGCAUGCAGAUGGCUGUUUCCAGAGUCAUCAAGCUGCAGCAUCAUCGCAUCGCACAGUGUCGGACGGUGAAGAUCACCAUCCUGGGGGACGAAGGCGUUCCCAUCCAGGUGGACGGAGAAGCCUGGAUCCAGCCGCCGGGAGUCAUCAAGAUCCAGCACAAGAACCGAGCGCAGAUGCUGACCAGAGACCGGGCGUUUGAGAACACACUGAAAUCGUGGGAGGACAAGCUGAAGUACGAUAAGCCUCCUCUGCGUCCUCAUCUGUACCCUCAGCAGUCUGUGGAUCUGGCCACAGAAGAGGAAGCGUCGCUGGUGCAGAUGUGUGCCAGAGCUGCCGAGGAGCUCAUCACCAGGAUCUGUGAGGCUGCGAAGACCAAUGGGCUUCUGGAGCAGGAACUGGCUCACGCCGUCAACGCUGCGUCUCACGCCAUCAACAAAACGCACCCCAAGUUCCCAGAGAGUCUGACCAGGAACACAGCGAUCGAGGUGGCCAGUACCGUCAAGGCUCUGUACAACGAGACCGAGUCGCUGCUGCUGGGCCGAGUCUCUCUGCAACUGGACCCCCCAGAGGAGGAGCAGCUGUCCAGUGCUCUGCAGAGUGUGGAGCUGGAACUGGGCAAACUGGGAGAAAUCCCCUGGUUGUACCACAUACUGCAGCCCAAUGAUGAGGAGGUUGACUGUGCUUAUGUACCAGGACCACACUCUGGGUUACGGCAAGAGAAACAGUCGCAGCAGCAUGUUUCGCAUAGUGCCCAAGUUCAAGAAGGAGAAGGCUGCCAAGAAGACAAGUCCUCAGUCAGUGGAGAGGUGGGGCACAGAGGAGGUGGGCGUCUGGCUGGAGCAGCUGAGUCUCGGGGAGUACAGGGACACCUUCAUCCGACACGACAUCCGAGGCUCGGAGCUGCUGCACCUGGAGAGGAGGGACCUGAAGGAUCUGGGGAUAUCGAAAGUGGGUCAUAUGAAGAGAAUUCUCCAGGGAACUAAGGACUUGGCAAAGGCCUCCAUGGUUGACCUCUAACCCAGGAGCAAAAAAAAAGCUUCCGGAGAGGGGAAACAAACACUCCCCUUUACAUGAGUGGAAGCAUUUGGGAGCACCGCAGGCAUUGAAGGAUGAAGAUAGGUAUUUGAGAAGAGCCGGAUUUGAUCAUCCCUCUGCUGAGAAAAGCCUCUGUGAUGUUGUAAACAAGAUGCAUUUGUGUGUUUGUUUGUGCUUUGUUGCCAAAAAGACGGUCAAGAAAGCUGACGGAAGUGGAUUAAAAAAGACGAAAAGAAAAGCCAUUUCUGAUUUAAUAACCAUUCAUAGCACAUAAUCAGGUAUGCAAAUAACCACACUGUUGACAGCUGACUGAUAUCAACAAACUAGUAGCAAAACUUUAAGACUUCCAUGAGUGUGAGGUUCAGUUUUGGUUCAGCUGCAGAUGCAUUAAAGCAGGAUUUCAGUAGAGACGGAGAAGAUCGCCGCCGAGGUGAUGAUCUGGAAGCUGUGGAUACUGUCGCAUGCUAUGCUUGCUCAACUUUAGAUAUGUUUAAUUGCAUGAUUAGUGUCUUGAUUAAUUUGUGUCCAGAAUAACACUUGAACAAGUUUUACAUGACUUAAGUAUUACGAUGCCAUUUGUUACUACUGAUCGCAUCCUUUUUUUGGUCUACAAAUUUUUUUUCUAGCUUUAAUUUAUUUCGUUUGCAUGAUAAUGAGGUGUCAAAGAUUUCUGUCAAGUGCCAUAUUUUUGUUCAUUUAGUGUAAAACGUGCUUUAUUGGUAGAAAAAACAAAAGCCGUCGAUGAGGUAUGUGGAAUGAAUAUCCGUAAGUGGACAUGUUCUCUGUGGAUGUGAAAUCAGUACCAAAGUGAAUGUCUAAGAAAGCAUCCGAUGACUUUUUAUUUAAUAGGCCAGCAGGUCUUAGGUCUUAAUUCCAUUUAAGGUGGGAAAAAGUUUUAGUAUUAGUCAGGAAGAAAGAUGCCAACCACAUAUACUAUAGGGUUGUUGGGUUCUUUUUUUAAGGAAUACUUAAAAGGCACUUUUUACUUCUUGCUUUACGCAAGUGCAAAUCCUCAUAUCAUUACAUAGGAUUCACCUCAACUUUUUAACUUUUUGGCAACUUAAGGCAGUAUUUAACACUAAUGAGAAUAGUUUGGAAUAGAGCAGUUGAUCUGCAGCCUGCAUAGCAUCGCUCAAGUGCAGCUUUUUUUCCUUCAAAUUGCGAGUGAGACGCUGAUAGGACACUUCUUUUAGUUUCUUUUAAGACUGGUGGCAUUACAGGGUGUAUUUCUAUAUGUGAUGCUAAGUUUGUAUAUAUAUAAAUACAUAUGCACUGUAUAUACAGUAUACCAGUGUAUGCAAACAAUGUUUGUAAGUGUUGUAGUCUAACGCGUUUGUAGAUUGCUGACAUGGCAUGCUUUGUCAACAGCCCACACGUUUGAUUGUGUAUAUUACACCAUAACAGUUGUGUAUUGUUGAUUUGGUUCUAAUCUCUUGUACAUGAUGAUGCUGUCGUAUUCUAAUGAUGGUGCAAUAUUUGAUCUCUUGUUUUGAUACUGUCUCCGAAGCUUUCUGACAUGAUGUUUCUCAGUGGGGGGGGAGAAAGAGUGUUUUUUUCUACAUGUUCUCCUCUUCGACGUUUGAGGAUUUUAAAAAGUUAGACCCAUAGACAGAUUUUUCUUACCGACUCCAAAUUUCUUCCAGCGGUUCACUAGUUUGUAGUUUUUGCUCCUCUGUGCUUCCAGGACGAGACACUAAAGUAGGAUUGUGUCAGCGAGUGUGUAGAAUGGGCAGACAUGACUGUUGUUGUGUUGAUUUGUAUCACGGUGUGUUUGUGUGCGUUUGAGUGUGUGUAGUAUGACAGUGGCACAUUGUACCUGAUCAGCAAACUGUAUGCUUUUCAUUGCCAACUAAUUUUCCUGUGCUUUUCAGUGUUCUCCCUUUAAUUAUGUUAAAAGUGUUUUCUUUUAACGGAGUGUUUUGUGCUACAGUUCAACGCGGCGCACAACUUUUCACCAGGAAUUAUUAAAGUCUCCCAAGUAGAAACAGAAUGUGAAUGAAUCAGGGCCUCGGCUGCAGCUGAAUAUUCUUUCUAAUUAGGAACCCAGCAAACCGUAACAUUCAGGGAACGUUCCUCAAAGGUUUGCUCAAGGUUUCCUGAUGGUCAGUGUUCAGGGAACUUUCAGGAACCGUUUUCUGAACACUCCAUGGAGGUUCCCUGACAAAAAUCAUUCAUCGAACAUUCCCCCAACUUUCCAAGAGGUUCCCUAAUGGUCACUGAUUAUUGAAACUUCAGGGAACAUUUCCUGAAUGCUGGCUGAAGGUUCUCUGAAGGGUUAUGUUUGGGAACCUUCAGAGAAUGUCCCCUUCACAUUUCAUGAGAGUUCCCUGAUGGUUACUAUUCAUUGAAAUACACACAACGUUUCCUGAGCAUUCUAUGAAGGCUCAGAAAAUGUCCAGAAAAUGUCCCUUUAACAUUCUCUGAAGGAUCCCUGACAGCUGCUGGUCAUUAAACUUUCAGAGAACAUCUGAUCGCUCAUUGAACUUUCCGUUCUGUUCACUGAACCCUAAGAGAACAUCCAGGGAAUGUUACCGGAACAUUCCUUAAAGAUUUCCUGAGGGGAACUGUUUAGGAACCUUCAGGGAACCUUUAGGGAGCAUCCAUGAAACGUUCCGAGAACAGUCCAUGACAUUUUCCUGAUGUUUAUUGUUCAUUGACUGUUCAGAGUACAUUCAGGGAACAUUUUAUUGAGAUUCCCUGAAGGUUACUGUUUGCUGUGAAGGUUCAUAGCUGAUUGAAAUGAUCUGGACAUGUCUCAGAGGAACCUAGGGCUGAACAUUUUUGAGCUGCAGCAAUUUAGUAUUAAGUUAACUGACACUGCCUUGAUAAUUACUUUGAGAAUUUUUGUAAAAUUCUCAAAAGUUUAAGAAAUUUUUUUUCUUCAGUUAAAAAACAGACCAAACUGUCAAUUAUGACAGCAUAAAAAAUUUGUAUUUUCACAAAUUGUAAUUUGCUCUUUUGCAACAUUUGACCAUAAAAUGGCAAUGUUUUUACAGUAUGUAAUCAGAGAUAUUAUAACAGAAGCAGAAAUGUCGAAAAAUUAUACAAUAUAUACGGAAUUUAUUAAAAGAUUGAAAAAUGGUACUCCUUUUUUUAGACUUUUAAUUUCCCGAUUUUUCAUGUUUUGCUGAAUAAAGUAGUAAAAAUCACAGAAAAAAUAUUAAUUUAACUGCUGAUGGAAUUAGAACACAAAAAAUGUGUAUAUUGUCCACAUGAAACAUCUGUAUUUUUGCAAAUAGUAAUUUGUUGUUUUACAACGUGUGACCAUGAAAUUACAGUCUUACUCUAUUUAAAUCUGCAAUCAAAUAUGAUUUGUAUAGAUAUUUGCUAUUAUUUUCACUGUUUUGGUUUUUCCUUUUAUUUUUUGCGUACACAGAUAUCGCAUUUAGAUAUCCCCCAAAACGUUCAGCCCUAACUGCAGGUUGAAUUCUCUAAAUGCUUACAGAAAAAGGUGCUUCAGUGCCUUCUCUUCUCGUAGCACCUCAGCUGUCCCCUCCUUUGACCUUGUGAUGUUUUUCAUUGAGGAAAAGUAUUUCUGAAAACACUGUUCAGCUGCAGCCCAUACAUUGUCCCAAAUGUCCCACCAGGGUCCAGUCGCGUCUUAAACGUCAUCAUCUUCCUGUGACAAUCAGUUCAGGACGCCGCAGUGCUACAGAAACCCUUCAGAUUGAGCUACUCUCUCAUGUAGGUGCUGAUGUUCAUCCUGCAGCCAAAGACAGAUGCUAAAAACGUUCUAAACAGCAGAGUUUCUGUCUUAUUUUAUCUCCCCUCAGCCUGACUGAAGAUCAUUUGCCUUUUUAUUGAUUUAGCGGAUCAGAUUUAACUGUUUGAUGACAGUUGGCCUUAGGUUUUGUGGUUAGUUGAAGCCUUUCUGUGCUGCUCUCUGCUGCCUUGUUCCUGCAGACCUCAUCGAGUUUCCAUCAAACUGAGUGUGUUAUGGUGUGUCCAAAGUGUCUGCCAGGUUCUGUAGAACUCCAGUGAUUUCUGUUCAAUUUUUGGCUCCCGACUCCAGGCAGGAGAGCGCUUAACCUUUCAACACUGAGUGGAAGUUGCCACUUUAUUUUUGGUUUCUUUUAGGUCUGUAAAUAAUGCUGCAAACUGCCUGGUUUUCAGAAACCAACGAAACCCAUGCAAGGAUCUCUGAACAGACAGAUUAACACAUCGACAUGGUUUGUUAAAGCGAUGGGAGAAAUGUGAGUUUCAUUUGUUUACAUUACGUUUACAAUGGCACAGUUUUAAUUUUUAAGAAUAUAUAUGUAGGUAUAGACAAUAUUUGCAUAUUUAUUGCCUAAGGUUAAAUGAUAUGAUGUGUAUUGUGUUUUCACAUUUGGAAUAUAAUGUUACAGUUGUCACCUGUAUUACUAUCUGGAUGAUUUUGGUAAAGUAGUUGAUCAUUUUUAUGACUACUAAGUGACUGUUUUCUGUGCCUUUUUAUGGUUAGAAUGCAUGGUUAACUAUUUAUUACGAUUUGGAGUCACUGAGAUGUGUAUUUUUGUAUUCUGAAUAAAUCAAUGGUCCAGCUUUUGUUGUACAUUUUUAGGUGCCUUAAAACAGGCUACCUAUUCAUAUCUCUCUUCUUCAAUAAAACCAAAUACAUAUGCA
This is a messenger RNA of Acanthochromis polyacanthus (spiny chromis), 8880 nucleotides long. It is a transcript of the gene dgkh, whose product is annotated as diacylglycerol kinase, eta. Bases 261 to 4226 code for a protein of 1321 amino acids. Lineage: Eukaryota; Metazoa; Chordata; Actinopteri; Pomacentridae. Gene Ontology annotation, biological process: intracellular signal transduction; diacylglycerol metabolic process; lipid phosphorylation. Gene Ontology annotation, molecular function: ATP-dependent diacylglycerol kinase activity; protein binding. The record is from RefSeq and is a predicted model, not a curated record. The transcript has 30 exons.